This is a messenger RNA of Octodon degus (degu), 9152 nucleotides long. It is a transcript of the gene Med12l, whose product is annotated as mediator complex subunit 12 like. The transcript has 44 exons. The record is from RefSeq and is a predicted model, not a curated record. The coding region runs from base 252 to 6704 and encodes 2150 amino acids. Gene Ontology annotation, molecular function: beta-catenin binding; transcription coactivator activity. NCBI's taxonomy places the organism in Eukaryota, Metazoa, Chordata, Mammalia, Rodentia, Octodontidae. Gene Ontology annotation, biological process: regulation of transcription by RNA polymerase II. Gene Ontology annotation, cellular component: mediator complex.
GAGAGGCAGCUGUCUCACCAGUAAAAUCAAGCCCAGUUACCCCUUCCCGACCCGAAUGAUGGAGGCUGCGGCCGCCCGAGUGCCCCCGCCGGCGGCGGCCCCCGCCCACUAGCCCCGGACCAACAGCGCCACAGCGAGCGAGCGAGGAGGGGGAGAGAGGGAGUCUGUCUGCAAAGUGCUGCUCCCUGGUGCUCAGAGGCGGCUGCUCCAGCUCCAACUCUCAUUCAUUUCGCCGGUUAACAUGAGAGAUCAUGGCCGCCUUCGGGCUUCUCAGCUAUGAGCAGAGACCGCUGAAGCGCCCCCGGCUCGGGCCGCCCGACGUCUACCCGCAGGACCCCAAGCAGAAGGAGGAUGAACUCACUGCUGUGAAUGUAAAGCAAGGCUUCAGCAACCAGCCGGCCUUCACAGGAGAUGAACAUGGCUCCGCCAGAAAUAUUGUAAUUAACCCAUCAAAGAUUGGAGCUUAUUUUAGCAGCAUAUUAGCUGAAAAACUAAAGCUUAACACUUUCCAGGAUACCGGAAAGAAGAAGCCUCAAGUGAACGCCAAGGAUAAUUACUGGCUGGUUACUGCUCGAUCUCAGAGUGCAAUUCAUAGUUGGUUCUCUGAUUUAGCAGGGAAUAAACCACUUGCUAUUUUGGCAAAAAAGGUUCCUAUCCUUAGUAAAAAAGAAGAUGUUUUUGCAUAUUUAGCUAAAUACUCUGUGCCAAUGGUUCGAGCGACGUGGCUGAUCAAGAUGACUUGUGCCUAUUAUUCUGCUAUCUCGGAAGCUAAAAUUAAGAAACGUCAGCCUACUGAUCCUAAUUUGGAGUGGACACAAAUAUCUACCAGAUAUCUUCGGGAGCAAUUGGCCAAGAUUUCUGACUUUUACCACGUGGCCUCCGGCGCAGGUGACGGCCCUAUCCCUGUGCCACCGGAGGUGGAGCAAGCCAUGAAGCAGUGGGAAUAUAAUGAGAAGCUGGCUUUCCACAUGUUUCAGGAAGGAAUGCUAGAGAAGCACGAAUAUUUGACAUGGAUCUUGGAUGUUUUGGAAAAGAUCAGACCGAUGGAUGACGAUCUUCUUAAACUCUUGUUACCACUGAUGCUGCAGUAUUCCGAUGAGUUUGUUCAGUCAGCCUAUCUGUCUCGUCGUCUCGCCUACUUUUGUGCGCGGCGUCUUUCCCUGCUGCUGAGCGACAGCCCCAGCCUCCUCGCUGCCCACUCACCGCACAUGAUGAUAGGACCGAACAGCUCCAGCAUCGGGGCCCCCAGCCCUGGCCCCCCAGGCCCUGGCAUGAGCCCUGUGCAGCUGGCCUUCUCAGAUUUCCUUUCCUGUGCACAGCAUGGUCCUCUGGUUUAUGGACUUAGUUGUAUGUUGCAGACUGUCACUCUCUGUUGCCCAAGUGCCUUGGUGUGGAAUUACUCCACAAAUGAAAAUAAGAGUGUGAACCCGGGCUCACCGCUGGAUCUGCUGCAGGUGGCCCCUUCCAGCCUUCCCAUGCCUGGCGGGAACUCGGCUUUCAAUCAGCAGGUCCGGGCAAGGAUUUAUGAGGUAGAGCAGCAGAUAAAACAAAGAGGUCGUGCAGUGGAAGUUCGGUGGUCUUUUGACAAGUGCCAAGAGUCGACAGCAGGGGUGACUAUUAGUCGUGUUUUACACACAUUAGAAGUCUUGGAUCGUCACUGUUUUGACCGGACUGAUUCCAGCAACUCAAUGGAGACCCUGUACCAUAAAAUAUUCUGGGCAAAUCAGAACAAAGAUAACCAAGAGGUUGCCCCCAAUGAUGAAGCUGUGGUGACACUGCUGUGCGAGUGGGCCGUGAGCUGCAAAAGGUCGGGCAAGCACAGGGCCAUGGCGGUGGCCAAGCUCUUGGAGAAGAGGCAAGCGGAGAUCGAGGCAGAGAGAUGUGGGGAAUCAGAAGUCCUAGACGAAAAGGAGUCUAUUUCUUCAGCCUCUCUUGCUGGGUCUGGCUUGCCUGUUUUCCAGAAUGUCCUGCUAAGGUUUUUAGAUACACAGGCUCCCUCACUGUCGGAUCCAAACAGUGAGUGUGAAAAGGUGGAAUUUGUGAACCUGGUGCUGCUCUUCUGUGAGUUCAUUCGCCAUGAUGUCUUCUCCCAUGACGCCUACAUGUGCACGCUCAUCUCGCGAGGAGACUUGUCAGUCACUGCCUCCACCGGGCCACGGUCACCAGCAGGCGAAAAUGCAGAUGAACACUAUGCAAAGGACCAUGACAUGAAAAUGGAGAUUUUUUCUCCCAUGCCUGGGGAGUCCUGUGAGAAUGCCAACCCCUCUUUGAGCAGAAGAAUGUCAAUUAAUGGUGAGAAAUUGACAAAGAGGGACAAACCAAGGGAAUUAAUUUUUCCAUCUAACUACGACCUUCUCCGUCACCUGCAGUAUGCGACGCAUUUCCCUAUACCUCUGGAUGAAUCUUCAAGUCAUGAAUGUAACCAGCGCACGAUCCUUCUCUAUGGCGUCGGCAAGGAGCGGGACGAAGCCAGGCAUCAGCUGAAGAAGAUUACCAAAGACAUCUUGAAAAUCCUAAACAAGAAGAGCACCACGGAGACAGGGGGUGGGGAUGAAGGGCCAAAGGCCAAGAAGAACAAGCAAGAAUCGUUUCCAACCCUGGAGGCUGUCUUCACAAAACUCCAGCUCCUUUCCUAUUUCGAUCAGCAUCAAGUGACAUCUCAGAUCUCUAGCAACGUGCUCGGGCAGAUCACGAGCUUCGCGUCGGGCACAUCCUACCACCUCCCGCUGGCCCACCACAUCCAGCUCAUCUUCGACCUCAUGGAGCCAGCACUGAACAUCAAUGGACUAAUUGACUUCGCCAUACAGUUACUAAAUGAACUGAGCGUCGUGGAAGCUGAGCUGCUGCUAAAAUCCUCCAGCCUGGCAGGGAGCUACACGACAGGCCUGUGUGUGUGCAUCGUGGCUGUUCUCAGGCGGUAUCACAGCUGCCUGAUCCUAAAUCCCGAUCAGACAGCCCAAGUGUUUGAAGGGUUGUGUGGUGUGGUAAAGCAUGUUGUAAACCCCUCAGAAUGCUCCUCCCCCGAAAGAUGCAUCUUAGCCUACCUCUAUGAUCUUUAUGUGUCAUGUAGCCACCUCAGAAGUAAAUUUGGAGACCUCUUCAGUAGUGCCUGUUCAAAAGUAAAGCAAACCAUAUACAAUAAUGUGAUGCCUGCAAAUUCCAACUUGCGAUGGGAUCCAGACUUCAUGAUGGAUUUUAUUGAGAAUCCGUCAGCCCGAAGCAUCAACUACUCAAUGCUGGGCAAGAUCCUGAGUGACAAUGCUGCCAAUCGCUACAGCUUUGUCUGCAACACCCUCAUGAAUGUGUGUAUGGGCCAUCAGGAUGCUGGAAGGAUUAACGACAUAGCCAAUUUCUCCUCUGAGCUGACUGCUUGCUGUACCGUUCUGAGUUCAGAGUGGCUGGGGGUUCUGAAGGCUCUGUGUUGUUCUUCAAAUCACGUGUGGGGGUUUAAUGAUGUACUUUGCACUGUAGAUGUGAGUGACCUUUCAUUCCAUGAUUCAUUAGCUACUUUCAUUGCUAUUCUGAUAGCACGACAGUGUUUCUCCCUGGAGGACGUCGUGCAGCACGUCGCCCUUCCCUCUCUCCUAGCGGCAGCUUGUGGAGAUGCUGACGCAGAGCCCGGGGCAAGAAUGACAUGCCGACUCCUGCUUCAUCUCUUCCGAGCUCCGCAGGCCUGCUUCUUGCCUCAGGCAGCGGGCAAACCUCUCCCUGGAAUAAGGUCAUCUUGUGAUAGGCACCUUUUAGCUGCUGCUCACAACAGCAUCGAAGUGGGAGCUGUUUUUGCUGUCUUAAAAGCAAUUAUGAUGCUCGGAGACGCCAAAAUUGGCAGUAACAGUGUCAGCUCUUUAAAGAAUGACGACUUCGCUAUGAGAAGUUUACGGCGUGAUGGGAACACUGAUGAUAUCUGGACCGCCUCUCAGAGCGUGAAACCUUGCGGGAAGAGCAUUUCCAUAGAGACUGCCAAUUUAAGAGAAUAUGCCAGAUACGUCCUCAGGACUAUCUGCCAACAGGAAUGGGUAGGAGAACAUUGCUUAAAAGAACCUGAAAGACUGUGCACGGAUAAGGAGCUCAUCCUGGACCCUGUGCUUUCCAAUAUGCAAGCCCAGAAGCUGCUGCAGCUCAUCUGCUACCCCCACGGCAUCAAGGAGUGCACGGAGGGGGACAACCUGCAGCGACAGCACAUCAAGCGCAUCCUGCAGAAUCUUGAGCAGUGGACAUUGAGACAGUCCUGGCUUGAGCUUCAGCUAAUGAUCAAGCAGUGCCUGAAGGACCCUGGCUCCGGCUCUGUGGCUGAAAUGAACAACUUACUGGAUAAUAUUGCUAAGGCGACGAUAGAAGUAUUCCAGCAGUCUGCAGACCUAAAUAAUAACUCCUCUAAUCCUGGCAUGAGUCUCUUCAACCCAAGUGGUAUUGGAAGUGCUGAUGCCAGUGGCACGAGACAGAAUGGAAUAAAGACUUUCCUAAGUUCCUCUGAACGCAGGGGUGUGUGGUUGGUGGCGCCCCUCAUCGCCAGGCUGCCCACGUCUGUGCAGGGACGAGUGCUGAAAGCUGCUGGGGAAGAGCUCGAGAAGGGACAGCACUUAGGCUCCUCCUCAAAGAAGGAGCGAGACAGACAGAAACAGAAAAGUAUGUCUCUCUUGAGUCAGCAGCCUUUCCUCUCACUGGUCCUCACCUGCCUGAAAGGGCAAGAUGAGCAACGGGAAGGCCUCCUGACAUCUCUCCAGAAUCAAGUCAACCAGAUUUUAAGUAAUUGGAGAGAGGAACGAUACCAAGACGACAUAAAGGCGCGGCAGAUGAUGCAUGAAGCGCUACAACUUCGCCUCAAUUUGGUAGGAGGAAUGUUUGACACGGUGCAGAGGAGCACCCAGUGGACCACAGACUGGGCCCUGCUACUCCUUCAGAUAAUUACUUCUGGAACCGUUGACAUGCACACUAACAAUGAAUUAUUCACCACAGUGCUUGACAUGCUGGGCGUUUUAAUCAAUGGAACAUUAGCCUCUGACCUAUCAAAUGCAUCCCCGGGUGGAUCUGAAGAGAACAAGCGUGCAUACAUGAAUUUAGUAAAGAAACUGAAAAAAGAGCUAGGAGACAAGCGGUCAGAAAGCAUUGACAAAGUUCGGCAGUUGCUCCCUUUGCCCAAACAGACGUGUGACGUCAUCACUUGUGAACCUAUGGGUUCUCUGAUCGACACAAAGGGAAACAAAAUUGCUGGAUUUGACUCUAUAGAUAAAAAACAGGCAAGAGGUCUCCAGGUCUCCACAAAGCAGAAGGUGUCCCCUUGGGACUUGUUUGAGGGUCAGAAGAACCCAGCUCCUCUGUCAUGGGCCUGGUUCGGGACUGUCCGAAUGGACCGCAAAGUGAUUAAGUAUGAGGAGCAGCAUCACCUCCUUUUGUACCACACACACCCCAUGCCCAAGCCCCGAAGCUACUACCUCGAGCCACUGCCCCUGCCUCCUGAGGAGGAAGAGGAAGAGCCCACAUCUCCCAUUUCUCAGGAACCAGAAAGGAAAUCAGCUGAGCUGUCAGAUCAGGGAAAAACCACAACAGAUGAAGAGAAGAAGACCAAGGGAAGGAAGCGCAAGACGAAAUCAAGCUCACGAGUUGAUGAGUAUCCCCAGAGCAGCAUCUAUCGAGUGCCUCCCAAUUACUCACCCAUCUCCUCUCAAAUGAUGCACCAUCCGCAGCCCGCCCUGUGGGGCUACAACCUCAUGAGCCAGCCCCAGCAGCCCGGCUUUCUUCUGCAGAACCAGACUCUUACUCCAGGGGGCUCCAGGCUAGACCCUGCUGGCUCCUUUGUUCCAACCAACACCAAACAAGCUCUGUCCAACAUGCUGCAGCGGCGCUCUGGGGCCGCGAUGCAGCCGCCCCCCCUGCAUGCCGUCACCUCGCAGCAGCAGCUGAUCCAGAUGAAGCUUCUGCAGCAGCAGCAGCAGCAGCAGCAGCAGCAGCAGCAGCAGCAGCAGCAGCGGCUUCUCAGGCAGGCCCAGGCCCGGCCUUUCCAGCAGGGCCAGCCGGGAGACCAGGCCACGCUCUUCGCUGCACAGGCACGACCCUCCCCUCAGCUCCCCCAGUAUCCAGGGCUGCAACAAGCACAGACCAUGCCCCAGGGCUACACCAUGUAUGGAACGCAGAUGCCUUUGCAGCAAGCAGCACAGCAGCAGGCUGGUGGUGUGGUCCUGUCUCCCGGCUACAGCUCCAGGGUCUACCCAACUGCGCAUUCCAACCCUGCGCUGAUGGAAAGAAUCAGACAGCUUCAGCAGCAGCCGAGUGGCUAUGUGCAGCAGCAGGCCUCGCCAUACCUGCAGCCCUUGCCUAGUUCUCAGAGACUGAACCAUCAGGCUCUGCAGCAGAGCCCUCUGGUGGCCGGGGGGAUUGAUGCUGUUCUGACCGCUGCACAUCCAAGCCUCCCCUCGGUGUCCCUGCCUCAGGACCCCAUGAGGCCCAGACAGCCACCAGCUCGACAGCAGCAGAGACUCCUCCAGCCUCAGCAGCCCCCGCAGCCCCAGCAGUCCUCGCAGUCCCAGAACCAGACCCUCGGUCUCCAAGCAGUGCAGCCCCAGCAGCCCCUGUUUCCCAGGCAAGGCUUGCAGCAGACGCAGCAGCAGCAGCAGACAGCCGCCCUGGUGCGGCAGCUCCAGAAGCAGCUUUCUAGUAAUCAGCCACAGCAAGGAGUGGCUCCUUAUGGACAUUCUUCACACUUCUGAAUCUGGAAGAGAAGACACACAGUUUUAUGUUUGCACUGAGAAAUAGAAAAUCAAAUCUAAUUUACUACCCAUCCCAAAAAUGUCCCUUUGGUCUUUUAGUUCUCUGAUAUUUUCCCAUACUUUAUGCUAAAUUUCAUACAAAGAUAUUUAAACAACAGUAAAGAGAAAUUGUGGUUUAGUUUUGUCACAUUUAACUUGAAAGUAGGUUUUAAAAGAUGGAUCAUGCAGGCCUACUGCAGGAAGAAGGUGGGAGCAGACCUUUGUAAUUGGUGCUUUCUCUUUGAUUGUUGUACUUGCAGAAGAAUGAAUGAUGGUGGGCUUAAAUAUUUAUGUAUUCAUUAAUGAUGAAAUUGAUUUUUUUUUGGGGGGGGGUUGUUUUUUUAAACACACUGUGGUGGACCAAACUACUGAUUGGAACAUCGCAUCAGGUCUUGACAGCUAAGUGACCCGUCAUUCUGCAUCCACCUCUGAUGGCAAAAUGGACAUUUAUUUGCAUCACUCUAAUUUGAGAAGUUUGUAACUUCAUGAGCACUUUAUAAACUUUGUUCUUAUUUAUAUAGGACUUUUCCUUUUGUUGUGGUCAAAAGGUGCUGAAACAGAUUGUUGCUUAGUACCUAAAGUUCUUCAACCAAGGCUUCUGAGGAAACCACGCUAAGAUACAUGGAAGCAUAUUAGAAGUGACUGACUUGAAUUUGUUAUUAGUGACAAGAUCAUUGAUUGACCAGAGUCUUUGUAAAGGUACAACAUGUGAUCCUAAAGGCCCACAUUCGGAACAGUGGAAUUGUUCUAUUUAUUUACUGCCAAUUGUGGCAAAAAUGACUGCCCAUAAGGUUCUCUAAAACCUUAUGCCAACUUCAGAAAUAAAACAGUCUCGCAGCUGUGCUCAGAUUGCACACUGCUGAAACUUGACCUGGUUUCCAGAGACUCUGGCAGCAAAGUUCAAAAGGCUCUGGUUUUCAUGAAAGGUAUAUUUGCUGUUUAUUUUGUAUGGUAAGUAUUUGCUAUUUUGAAUUUAAAUAUUCCCGUUGGUGUCAGUCUUGUUUGUGUAUUGCAUAUACUGUAUUUAUAAAUUGGUGCAAAAAGCACAAGUAAAGUAAAUUAUACAUCAAAUUUAUUAUAAAGAAAUAGUAACUAUUUUAACUUUGUUCAAGUAUGUGGUAAUUUGCUCCUAUUAGAGUAAAAAAUGCAGUAAAUUAUCAGUUUGUGUAACUUAAGAGUAUUCCAUAUAAUAUUUUUUUAGAUUUAGAUGCAUAAAAUUUUGAAUGUGAAAAUUGCAGGGCAUUUUAAAACAUGUGGGGAAUAUUUUCCCAUGUUCUGUGUUAAUUCAUUUUCCUUUCAUAUCAUUUUACAUGUAAUGUAGUUACAUAUACUGUGAAUAGACUUGUCUAUAAUGAGCAAACCAUGUAGAACUACUUUUUUUAAAUGUAGCUAAUACUACUUUAGUAGAUAAUUUCUUUUGCAAAUCAUUAUAUAAGUAAUUUAUAUAUUCCUAGGUGAGUUACUCAUUGCAAAGUUUGACUCAUGCAAAUGACCUCAAAUACAUGUCUGCUUACUUUGUGGCACCAUCCAUGUGAACUGCUUUGUACACUGUGAAGAUAUUUCCCUCCAGCCUGCCCAUUUUAUGUUUACUCUGGCUGGAAAAGACUUUGCCAAAACAUUAAAGACCAUUGUUUUCACUAAAUUAAUAUUCUAUCUGCUUUCAAAAAAUGUAUCUUUUUAAGUUUCAGCUGUAUCUGUGUAUCAGCUUUUUUUCUCUCAAGAAUCAUCCUUGUAGUUCAUGGAGUUAAUCUGCUAUAGAGUCACAUGACUCAUUGGCAGAACAGCUGAGACGUGAAUGUCAUGCCUCGUGAGCGAGCCACUUCCUGACUUCAUUGGCUUCCAGCAUUACUGGUGUUUAAAAUGCCAUUUUUCAGUUUGAACCACCUAUUUUUGUAGCUCAAUAUUGAAAACAGCAGUAACACUGUUUCAAGAAUGAGUGUUCUAACUGCAUAGCAUUUGUAUGCACUUUACAUUUUGCAGGAAUUAAUUUAUUAAUCAUUUUGCACAUGAAGCUUAUGGAAAUAUACUUUGUUGCUGUGUACUUUUUUUUUUUAAGUGAAAAAACUAAGUUAUAGUAAGGCCUAUAAUUCUGAGUUGCUGUGGAAGGCUUAGAAGAAAAAAAAAGAAAUCAGGAGCUGUUUUUUCCCCCCAGUGCAUUAUAAGAAAAGUAACUGGAGUUUUUAAUUUAUAAUAUUGCCUCUCACUUAAUUCUCUGUGCUAACAGCUUUUUUCUUUUCUAGUAAAUGUACUGGUUUGCAUUACAGUGAUCAUAAGGGAAAGCUUUGUAGCAGUAACUGCUAAUUUGUUUGGUGAAUUGUAGAGAGGAAAUUUUUUUAGAAUAAAACAGGGACCCCGUCAGGCUUUGUGGCACGUGCCUGUGAUCCCAGCACUCGGGAGACUGAAGCGGGA